AUGAUGAUGAUGAUGAUGAUGAUGGGGUUUGGUCGAACCGGACAGACGCUGUUCAAAUUGUGACCCUUCUCCCUCUUUCGUUCGUUCGUCAUCGAUUCGUGUCCCCCCCAACCCUUUUUCUUCCUAGAAAGGGGAGAGGAAAAUCAUCCCUGGAAAAACACACGUUCUUCCUCCAUCUGUCCUCCUCCGCCGCCGCCGCCGCCGCCGCCCGGCGCGUGUUGGCAGCAACCCAGCUCAAUCCAUGACUGACCCACCCUCCGAAAUCCACUCCCACCCCGAACAAUUACCCUUCUUGGUCUCUUGUUCUUGUUCUUGUUCUCCUUCUGCUUUUGCAGUUUGAUGAGCGGUCAUAUGUGCAGGACCAAAAUGGCGGUGGAAGCGACCGAGCCCACAAGAAGACCGCCCCACUCCUCCUCCUCCCCGAGACUCUCCCCCUCCCAGACCCCCUCCAGAUUGGCCCCCUCUGAUCCCUCCGCCUCCGCCUCUUCCAGCGGCGGCUACUACACCUCCACCUCCUUACCCAAGCUCUCCUCCGGCACCGGCACCGGCGGCACCGGCACCUCCUCCCACUCCAGCGCCACCCCCCUCUCCAGCUUCCGCCGCACCCUCCCGGACAACCCCGUCAUCUACGCCUUCUCCGAGCUCCGCUCCGCCACCAACAACUUCCUCGCCAAGACCCGCCACUCCUCCUCGUCCUCCUCCUCCUGGCGCUGCUCCCUCCGCGGCAAGGACGUCGUCGUCUUCCAGCGCAAGUUCAGGCGCAAGAUCGACAUGGGCCGCCUCAAGGACCUCCUCGGGAUGAUCUGCCGGAUCCACCUGGUCAGCAUCGCGAAGCUGCUCGGCGCCUCCGUCUCCGGCGACAACAUCUACCUGGUCUACGAGUUCGUCGACGGCGCCAGCCUCUCCGAUUGCCUGCGGAACCCUAAGAUGCCCAAUUUCACGGUCCUCGGGACCUGGAUGUCGAGGAUGCAGAUCGCCGCCGACGUCGCGCACGGCCUCGAUUACAUCCACAACAACACCGGCCUCAACAUGAUCCUCGUCCACAACCACAUCAAGAGCAGCAGCAUCGUGGUGACGGAGCCCUCGUUCAGAGCCAAGAUCUGCCACUUCGGGACCGCCCAGCUGUGCGGCGAGGCGGACGAGAACGACGUGCUCCGGGAGCGGGCGGAGAAGGGCGGCGGCGGCGGCGGCGAGAUCAGGGAGGAGGAGGGGGCCGGCGAGGGGCCGUCGGGUCCGCGGCUGAUGAAGCGCUCGGACAGCCGGAGAAUGCAGUUCGAGGGAGUCCGAGGUUACAUGUCGCCGGAGUUCCGGGUCACCGGCGUCGCGACCCAGAAGUCCGACGUCUACGCCUUCGGGGUUGUGCUCUUGGAGUUGCUAUCAGGUGAAGAGCCGUUCAAGUAUAAAUACAAUAAGGAGAGCAGGGAGUUCUUGAGGACUUCGAUCAUCGAGACGGCGAGGGCGGCGGUCGACGGCGGGGACAACGGGGGAGGAGGAGUGGAGGGGAGGCUGAGGAAGUGGGUGGACAGGCGGCUGGGCGACUCGUUCCCGGUGGAGGCGGCGGAGAAGCUGGUCCGGCUGGGGCUGCAGUGCGUCGAGCCGGACCCGGACAAGCGACCCGACAUGAGCCGGGUCGAGGGGAAGGUGUCCAAACUGUACAUGCAGUCCAAGAGCUGGUCGGACAGCAUCAAAGUGCCCACUAACAUAUCGGUUUCAUUAGGACCCAGAUGAGAGGUUGGUGACGAAAUUCCUUAUGCCCGCCAUGGGGAUUGGUUGGUUAUUCCUAAAUUUUUAAAAUUGAAUCGAGAAUUUCUUAUCCGGUGCUUGAUUCUUGAAGCCCAAAUUCAAUUAGUAGACGUGUAGAUUUUUUCAUUUUUUUUAUUAAUUCUUCUUUUGGAUGGUUUUGUGGAAUUUUGGAAUUGAGGGCAACAGCAUGAUGUGACAUGACUGGAUUUGGGUUUCACAUGAGUCUACUUUUUUCGAACAGGAUUAAGGUUUUAAUUAAUGGACGGAAUGGACAGGAGUUUUGGUUCGGAUGGGAA
Syzygium oleosum is the source of this 2039-nucleotide messenger RNA. RefSeq names its product protein LYK5. The coding region runs from base 340 to 1728 and encodes 462 amino acids. The record is from RefSeq and is a predicted model, not a curated record. Gene Ontology annotation, biological process: protein phosphorylation. Gene Ontology annotation, molecular function: ATP binding; protein kinase activity. NCBI's taxonomy places the organism in Eukaryota, Viridiplantae, Streptophyta, Magnoliopsida, Myrtales, Myrtaceae. The transcript has 2 exons.